AUGCUUACUCAUACUGGUGAGAAGCCGUUCAAAUGCGAUCAUUGCAAUUCGAGUUUCAGCCAGAAAAUAAUUUUGCAAGAACACAUACGAACUCAUACUGGUGAGAAGCCGUUCAAAUGCGACCGCUGCAAUUUGAGCUUCGGCCGGAAAGCAGAUCUGCAAAGACACACAAGAACUCAUACUGGUGAGAAGCCGUUUAAAUGCGAUCACUGCAAUUCGAGCUUCAGGCGGAAAACAAACUUGAAAAGACACAUGCUUACUCAUACUGGUGAGAAGCCGUUCAAAUACGAUCAUUGCAAUUCGAGUUUCAGCCAGAAAAUAAUUUUGCAAGAACACAUACGAACUCAUAUUGGUGAGAAGCCGUUCAAAUGCGACCGCUGCAAUUUGAGCUUCGGCCGGAAAGCAAAUCUGCAAAGACACACAAGAACUCAUACUGGUGAGAAGCCGUUUAAAUGCGAUCACUGCAAUUCGAGCUUUGGGCAGAAAACACACUUGCAAAUGCACAUGCGAACUCAUACUGGCGAGAAGCCGCACAAGUGCCAGUUUUGUGACAAAGCGAUGAGUAGCCGAAGCAACUUUAUUCGCCAUCAGAAAACCCAUAGCGGGAAAACUCAUACAAAUUCAAAUUCUUCCUUGUAA
Molecule: messenger RNA, 639 nt
Organism: Gongylonema pulchrum
Lineage: Eukaryota; Metazoa; Nematoda; Chromadorea; Rhabditida; Gongylonematidae
Source: the annotation of a GenBank genome assembly